This is a messenger RNA of Penicillium expansum, 4740 nucleotides long. Its product is annotated as Aldehyde dehydrogenase, C-terminal. The coding region runs from base 1 to 4740 and encodes 1579 amino acids. Lineage: Eukaryota; Fungi; Ascomycota; Eurotiomycetes; Eurotiales; Aspergillaceae. The transcript is spliced from 7 exons. The record is from RefSeq and is a predicted model, not a curated record. Gene Ontology annotation, molecular function: oxidoreductase activity, acting on the aldehyde or oxo group of donors, NAD or NADP as acceptor; protein binding.
AUGGAUCUCUUCAUUGAUAUUGUCACCCCUAACGGGCACAGCUAUAAGCAGCCCACCGGCCUCUUCAUCAAUAACGAGAUUGUGCCCGCCACAGGAGGCCAGACCAUCACAUCUCUUGACCCCGCUACCGACAAGCCCAUUGCCACCGUUCAAGCCGCGAGUGCCGAAGAUGUCGACCGUGCCGUGAAGGCUGCCAAAGCGGCCCUGGUCCACCCCUCGUGGAAAUUACUGCCCGCAACAGAGCGGGGCCAGUUAAUGGCCCGACUCGCUGAUCUCAUAGAGGAGAACAGAGAGCUAUUCGCUUCUAUUGAAGCUUGGGAUAAUGGAAAACCAUACCACGUCGCCGUCGAUGAAGAUCUCACCGAGGCAAUCUCGACAAUCCGCUAUUACAGUGGCUGGGCUGAUAAGACCUUCGGCCAAACCAUCACCACAACUCCCCAAAAGUUCGCCUACACAAUCCGCCAGCCCAUCGGUGUAGUUGGCCAGAUCAUCCCAUGGAACUACCCCCUUUCAAUGGCCACCUGGAAGCUUGGCCCUGCACUAGCAUGUGGUAACACAGUUGUCCUGAAGCCGGCCGAACAGACCCCACUCAGCGCUCUUAUUCUUGGUACAUUGAUCAAGAAGGCCGGAUUCCCUCCAGGUGUGGUAAACAUCGUCAAUGGUUACGGGCGCGAGGCCGGCGCCGCGCUCGCUUCACACCCAUUGAUCGAUAAGGUCGCAUUCACAGGAUCAACAAUGACCGCCCGGGAGAUUAUGAAGAUGGCCGCUGGCACACUGAAGAACAUCACGCUCGAGACAGGCGGCAAGUCCCCGUUACUGGUUUUCCCUGAUGCGGAUCUGGAUCAGGCUGUCAAGUGGUCGCACGGCGGUAUUAUGUCUAACAAAGGCGAGAUCUGUACCGCCACCUCUCGGAUCUUCGUCCACCGCGAUAUCAUUGAGAAAUUCACUGCUAGUUACAAGACGGCAGUGGAGGCUGUGAAGAUCGGCGACCAGUGGGACGAGUCCGUCUUCCACGGGCCGCAGGUGACACGCGCGCAAUAUGAUCGUAUCCUCUCCUACUUUGAGAUCGCCAAGAGCGAAGGAGCUACUAUUCUCACUGGUGGUGCUGCGCACACACCGACUGACGAGAAGAAUAAGAAUGGGUACUUUAUUCAACCUACUGUUAUUGUCAAUGCAACGGAUUCUAUGCGCAUUGCCCGUGAAGAAGUGUUUGGUCCCGUCGUGGUGAUCUUCCCCUUCGAUGACGAGGAAGAGGCUAUUCGUCGCGCCAAUGAUACCACCUACGGUCUAGGCGCAGCUGUCUUUACGCGUGAUUUGGAGCGUGCUCACCGCGUGGCCGCUGAGAUUGAGUCUGGUAUGGUCUGGAUUAACAGUAGCCAAGACUGCGAUCCGCGCAUUCCUUUCGGUGGCGUGAAGCAGAGUGGCAUUGGGCGCGAGUUGGGAGAGGCUGGUCUGGAGGCAUAUAGCCAGACUAAGGCGUUGGUCAGAGAAGAAAUCAUGGGUUUCAAAACUCUUGUGUCAAAAUUGAAACGUCGCACACCACCAGAAGAUCCUAUCAAUCAUUCAGGUACAACAUCUGGAAGCAAUGGCAAAGCAGUUCUUUCACCUCGAGCCCCUAAAGAUGCGGAUAUCAACCUCAUAACCCAGGUAUUAGGAACCGAUGAGCGUGACUUGUGGCUUGAAGCCUUUGGCAAGUUGCCUCGCAAAUCGCAACAAGAACUCGAGAAACGAGGCAUGAAUCGACAAUGCUCUGAGCCUAUGAUCGAUCAGAUCAAAUCAUUUCAAAUAGAGGCCAAAAGACAGCGGGAUAGAAGCCUGGCUAAAGAUUGGAAGGUCCGAAUAGGAAACCAUGAGCUCCCAGUGAGAGAAACAACUGUCCAGAUUGUCCACUGGGCAGAGAGAAUUGGGGAUGUAGCCAUUCAAUUUGCACCAGCCCCCGGUGCUGGAGGAGUGUGGACUGUGGCAAAGUCAAUCCUCCAGGGGGUCGAUACUUUCGACAAAGAAAAAAGCGCCCUGCUUUCUGUUGUUGACAAAGUGGCGGGUGCUAUCUUCUGCAGCCAGGUCUACUAUGAGAUAUACAACCCCGAGAGGACGGGGAGAAAGGACGUCGUUAAUAGACUUCACGAUGCAAUUGUCGCGUUGUAUGGAUGCGUGUUGGAACUGCUGGUCACAUCGUCUGAUCUUUCAUCUAACACUGCCGUGCAAUUUUGCCAGGCUAUCUUUGACCACACGCAGCCAUCUGACAUGCUGCUAGAAUUGGAAAAAUUGGAACAGGAGCUUGUAAAAGCGGCUGGCAAGUGCGAAGAUACGGCUCACGCUCAUCAGGAAGUUAAGUUCAAAGAUUAUCUCCAAGAAGCUCAAAGCUCCCUCAACAGAAUCACUCGUCAUAUGGAACACGUCUUCCAGUGGGUCAAUGACCAAGAACGGAGGGACCUUCUCGGAUGGGUCUCAGGUAUACAGUAUGGCCGUCAUCACGAUGAGAUCGAAGAAAGAAGAGAGCCCAACACGGGCGAUUGGCUUGUUCAAGAUGAGAGAUUUCGCGAGUGGAUGGAUUCACCCUCGCACAGUACCCUGUGGCUUCAAGGAUCUCCUGGCACGGGAAAAUCCUUUUUGACUUCAGCUGUAGUCAAGCAUAUGAUGGACACGAAGGGAUCACAGAUGGAGGGAUUUGGCUAUUUCUUCUGCAACCAAGACGAGAAAGAUCGGCGGGAAGCACUGCCAGUGCUUCGAAGCCUAGUUCGUCAGUUUGCUGCCCCAAAGAGUAGUACGGAAUCGGUCAGGAAAAGCCUUCGAGAUGCACGGGGAAGAGCAACUGAUAGAGCGUCACGACUCGGCUCCUCGGAAUGCCAUCGUCAGCUCGUGGAAUCAUUCAACUUAUAUUCAACAAGUUUCAUCAUUCUUGAUGGCUUGGAUGAAGUUCUUGACGAUGAACUUGAUAUCCUGAUCGAGGCGCUUGACAGUGCCAUUGCCGAGACUAAAGACAAAGGCAGAGUAAAGCUUUUUGUUGCUAGUCGGCCUGAGAAGAACAUUAGCGCAAAAUAUGGCUCAAGUUCAACUGUCAUCAUCCAGGCCCAGGACAACAAAAAGGACAUUGAGAAGUUUGUGACCAACGAGAUGGAUAAAUUUGGAAAGAAGCAUCCCAGAUCGGAUGUGAACGCUAUGAAGGACACGAUUAUUCGAGUUAUUCUUGACAAAUGCGACAACAUGUUCCUGUGGGCUGCCCUCCAGAUAAAGCAGAUGAUACAAUGCAACACCGUUGAAUCAAUUCAUUACGCACUGGAAAAUCUCCCAAAGGGACUGGAUGAGAUGUACAACCAAAUAUGCCAGAAAAUCCGCACCCGAUUUCCCCCGGAACAAGCUAUAGCAGAAUGUGCGCUUAAGUGGGUGCUGUAUUCUCCUUAUCCACUCACAAGUGAGGAGCUCCUCUCCGCCACUCGCAUGUUUAUUGAGAACGAAAACAUCAAGUUGGCGAGUUGUAUCCAGCAAGAGUCUUUGCUCUCAAUCUGUGAGAACUUGCUGGUAGUUGAUACCGAUGGUCGAUGGAGAUACUUCCACCUGUCAGCGCGGGAGUAUCUCGAGAAGACCCAUGAAAUAUAUGAACAAGGACGCUCUUACUGUGCGCAGGUGUGCCUUCUGUCUCUUAUGAGAACAUUUGGCCCAGCAACACUUCCUGGAAGCUCCGAGGAUCCAUUGAAUCCGGCACAUCCUUUCUCUCAGCACACUCAGACCUGCUGGCCAGUCUACAUUGUUGGGCAGACCGAAAAAGAUCAGUCUGUCAUUUUGCUUAAGAAAUUCCUUGGUUCACCUGGCAGAAGUAGCGUCUUCUACAUUCGAUGGCUUGAUCACGUCUCCGAGCACGAUCUUCCAUUUCAAUUCAUAGACCAUGAAGGUCUGGCCCCAAAUACAACACCAAUGUUCGCUAUAGCUCACCUCUCACUGUAUGAAGAGACUCUCCGAGAGUGGUGUGACAGCAAUGAUUUUGACCCAUUCCAAGAAAAUACCCGUGGAGAAGAUUUGCUCAUGAUGGCCGCCAUGAAUAAUUGCAUACCUUUGUGUGCUACUCUUAUUGCAAAGGGAGUCAACGUCAACCAAUGCCAUGUCAAUAGCAGGUAUGGAAGCGCCCUUGCAGCCGCUGCCUCGUGUAAUAUGAUGGAUACAGUCAAAUACCUCGUGGAGGAGGCAAAAGCAGACGUGAAUCUCCCGCUUGAGAGUGGGGAUUACGGCAGUGCGCUGGCUGCUGCUGCCACACGUGGAAACUUGGACAUCUUGAGAUAUUUUGUGGAGGAGGUCAAACCAGCCGUGGAUCUUCUAGUUCAUGUGAGAGUCCAUGGCAAUGUGCUCGUUGCCGCUGCCUUCAAUGGCAGGCUGGAUGUUGUGAGAUACCUCGUGGAGGAAGCAAACAUUGAUGUGGAUCUUGAGGAUGAUGAGGAAUUUUUCAACUGUGCGCUUGAGGCUGCCAGCUGGGGAAGUCUCGUCGUAGUCAAAUAUCUGGUGGAGGAGGCAAAAGCAGGCGUGAAUCUACCGCAUCAGGCCAACAAUGCACUUGUCGCCGCUGUCUCGAGUGGGAAACUGGAUAUUUUGCGAUACUUUGUGGAAGAGGUAAAAGUAUAUGUAGGGAGCAUGUUUGAGCAGGGGCGUAUUAGUGUUGCACUUGGGAUCCAUAGUGAUGAGGAUGCUGUUGCGCUAAGGGAAAUCCUAAAGCUACCCAGUGAUCAAGAAGCAGCAGGAGAUGAGCACUGA